Molecule: messenger RNA, 761 nt
Organism: Drosophila elegans
Lineage: Eukaryota; Metazoa; Arthropoda; Insecta; Diptera; Drosophilidae
Exons: 1
Coding region: 341-667 (108 amino acids)
Source: RefSeq, a predicted model, not a curated record
ACGGAUGGCAACCAUUUAUGACUGCAAGCACAACCGAAAUCAGCAAAGACAAUAUACAUAUAUAGUAACACUUAUAAAUAAAUAUAAAAAUCACAAGCAACCUAAAGUUGGAAUCAGUUUGUCCCAUAAUUUCUUUCUCAAACACUUUCAUUAAAUCUUUUGCAAAAGCAAACUCAGUGAAAACAUAUCACGGCUUAAUUAUAUUAGCAAAUUUUAUUGACUGGGCUUAGGACCACUGGCUUUCUUUGCGUGAAGUUCCUAAUUGCUUUUUAAUCAAAUGCCCCACUUGCCGUUGGUAUAAAACUGACAAUCGAGCUGCCCAAAAGUCAACAGAUCCAAAAUGAACAGCUCAAGCAACAAACUCAUCGGUUGUCAGAUUAAAAUCGCCCUUAUUGUUGGCCUUUUGGUCUCCUUGGCCUGGACACUUCCUGUCGACGAUGAAAAGAAGACACUUCCAGCCAAAGAUGAGGGUGUGAGCAUUGAAGCAGCCCCGGUGGUGGAGGACACCAAGGAAGACCUGGGACAACUACGCUUCCCGCCUUUCGACAACAAUGGAACUGGAUUUUUCGAAAGAUUCGGUGAAAAGUUCAGACAUAAGAAGUCUACAACUACGACAACUACUACCACGACCACGACCACUACAACAAGACGUCCAGCCGGAAAAUAGGAGCCCAAAGGGGCAAUACCCACCAUCACAUAGAUGAUUUCCGUCGACUUUAUAUAAAUAUUUAUUCAAAUCGAACUACUUUGAUUUAUUUUUA